AUGGCUUCCACAGGGAGUGAAUCGGAUAGGAUUGAUAAGGAAAAUGAUCGUUUGAUUACGGAGCGGAUGAUACGGGAGGGAGAGAGCCAAAGCCCCGAUCAACCAGGGCCGACCUGGCUUACCGAAAGUAAGGGGCACCGUCUCAGUGCUACCGAUAUUGAAUACGUUAAGGAUCUACUAGAGUACCCGCAGACUAGUGAGGGUGGAUAUGCCUAUAUUAUCCCUGUCGGGGAACGCACAGCCGAGCAGGUUCAUGUAUUGAUCUUGACAACAGAUACUCCUAUAUCCAAGGCCCUAGGCAAUAGGAGCGCUUAG
Penicillium daleae is the source of this 315-nucleotide messenger RNA. RefSeq lists its product as uncharacterized. The record is from RefSeq and is a predicted model, not a curated record. The transcript is spliced from 3 exons. Bases 1 to 315 code for a protein of 104 amino acids. Lineage: Eukaryota; Fungi; Ascomycota; Eurotiomycetes; Eurotiales; Aspergillaceae.